Molecule: messenger RNA, 1843 nt
Organism: Carlito syrichta (Philippine tarsier)
Lineage: Eukaryota; Metazoa; Chordata; Mammalia; Primates; Tarsiidae
Gene: IRF2BP1
Product: interferon regulatory factor 2 binding protein 1
Exons: 1
Coding region: 151-1440 (429 amino acids)
Biological process (GO): regulation of transcription by RNA polymerase II
Cellular component (GO): nucleus
Molecular function (GO): transcription corepressor activity
Source: RefSeq, a predicted model, not a curated record
GGCCCGGACCGCUACGACAGGGCCACCUCGUCGGGCCGCCUCCCCCUGCCUUCGCCCGCCCUGGAGUACACGCUGGGCUCCCGCCUGGCCAACGGGCUGGGCCGCGAGGAGGCCGUGGCCGAGGGGGCGCGCAGGGCCUUGCUGGGCUCCAUGCCCGGCCUGAUGCCCCCCGGGCUGCUGGCUGCUGCGGUGUCCGGCCUGGGAAGCCGAGGUCUGACGCUGGCCCCCGGCUUGAGUCCGGCCCGCCCCAUCUUCGGCUCCGACUUCGAGAAGGAGAAGCAGCAGAGGAAUGCGGACUGCCUGGCGGAGCUGAACGAGGCCAUGCGGGGCCGGGCAGAGGAGUGGCACGGGCGCCCCAAGGCAGUGCGGGAGCAGCUGCUGGCGCUGUCCGCCUGCGCCCCCUUCAACGUCCGCUUCAAGAAGGAUCACGGGCUGGUGGGGCGGGUGUUCGCCUUCGACGCCACUGCCCGCCCGCCAGGCUACGAGUUCGAGCUGAAGCUCUUCACCGAGUACCCGUGUGGCUCCGGCAACGUGUACGCGGGGGUCCUGGCCGUGGCCCGCCAGAUGUUCCACGAUGCCCUGCGGGAGCCGGGCAAGGCGCUGGCCUCCUCGGGCUUCAAGUACCUCGAAUACGAACGCCGGCACGGCUCGGGCGAGUGGCGCCAGCUGGGUGAGCUGCUCACCGACGGGGUCCGCAGCUUCCGCGAGCCCGCUCCCGCGGAGGCCCUGCCCCAGCAGUACCCGGAGCCGGCGCCCGCGGCGCUGUGCGGGCCGCCCCCUCGAGCCCCCUCCCGGAACCUGGCGCCCACGCCGCGCCGGCGCAAGGCAUCCCCUGAACCCGAGGGCGAGGCGGCCGGCAAGAUGACCACCGAGGAGCAGCAGCAGCAGCAGCGACACUGGGUGGCUCCCGGCGGCCCGUAUUCCGCCGAGACCCCCGGCGUGCCCUCCCCCAUCGCCGCCUUGAAGAAUGUGGCUGAGGCCCUGGGCCACUCACCCAAGGACCCCGGCGGGGGCGGGGGCCCCGUGCGCGCAGGGGGUGCCAGCCCCGCGGCCUCCUCCACGGCCCAGCCUCCAGCCCAGCAUCGCCUGGUGGCGCGCAACGGUGAGGCCGAAGUCAGCCCCACGGCCGGGGCCGAGGCUGUCAGCGGGGGCGGGAGCGGCACCGGGGCGACCCCAGGAGCCCCCCUGUGCUGCACCCUGUGCAGGGAGCGGCUGGAAGACACCCACUUCGUUCAGUGCCCCUCGGUGCCCGGACACAAGUUCUGCUUUCCUUGCUCCCGGGAGUUCAUUAAGGCGCAGGGCCCGGCCGGGGAGGUGUAUUGCCCGAGUGGCGACAAGUGCCCGCUGGUGGGCUCCUCCGUCCCCUGGGCCUUCAUGCAGGGCGAGAUCGCCACCAUCCUUGCCGGAGACAUCAAGGUUAAGAAAGAACGGGACCCCUAGGCCACCACUGCCUCCAGGCCACUGCCCCAGCCCCCUUGCCACCCACCGCUGCUGCGGAUAAAUUAUUCCCUCCCCCACCCGCCCAGAGCCACCCCUACCUGUGUACAUACCCCCUUCCUCCACCCAGAUGGGUCCCCCGGGGUAGAUGCGUUGUGGGUGGGGGGAGAAAGUUUGUGGCUCCUGUGCGAGAGGGUGUUGGGGUCCCUGGGCCCCUCCGGUUUCCCUCUCCCCUCCUUGGCUUGGCUUUGCUGCUGCUUGUAGUUGGGGGAGAGGCGCCCCCCCUCCUUGAGAAGGGGCCUCCUGAAAACUCGCUCUUUAUAAAUGAGGCAAAAGCAUUUUAUUGCCCCCCCUCUCCUGGCCCCCUCUGCUCCUUCAAUAAACCGAAAGAUGGGUUUUUUCUUUC